GUCAUACCUGAGUCGUGUGGCGCAGAGGGGGUUGCCAGGUGUGAGGAGGUCUUCUGCUGCGAUGUGACAUCUCAAGCAAGGGUGGGAUCUUAAUGACAACAAUUCAGCCACAGUUCUGCGUGGGUCCCGAAGUGGUGUAAACGAGACCCGCAGCCGAGCCGCGUGUUUACAGCACUUUAUUGAGGACAUUCUUCUGAUUUCUCCUGGCUGAGUCAGUGUGUGUGACGGAUUGUGCCAGGAUGAGGACACGUUCCUGUCUGGUUGUGCUCUGUAUGCUGUCUGCAGUCGGAGUUUGCAGCAGUACGUCUGCACCAGGGGUGCCGUAUAUACGUGACUGCAGGUCCCCAGAGAAGGAGACAUUUUCCUGCUGGUGGGAGCCAGGCUACGACGGAGGGCUGCCAACCCAAUACCGCCUCUACUACCAGAAAGAAAAGGAGAGUUUUAAAGAAUGUCCAGACUACGUCUCCGCAGGAGAAAACUCCUGUUACUUCAACAAGAUUCACACCUCCUUCUGGGUCGAGUACACCCUGAGAGUGGAAGCCACAAACGCCUUUGGGAACUCCUCGUCAGUGUUCGAAAUACCUGACGUGAUGACAUACGUGAAGCCCGACCCUCCCGUAAAUGUCACAGUGCUGGUGAACAGCACCGGUCCCACUCCAUAUCUGCAAAUAAAAUGGAGGCCCCCUCCAAACGUCGACACCAAAUCCGGCUGGGCCACCAUAAAGUUUGAGCUGCGGCAUAAGAGAAACGACAGCGACAACUGGGAGACAUUCAACUUAGAUUCACGUGAAUAUUUAAACCUGUACAACAUCGAGCCGGGGGCUCUGUACAUGAUUCAGGUGCGCUGUAUGCUAGACGGCGGGAGCUGGAGCGACUGGACCAAAACCACAUUUGCUAAAAUGCCUGAUAUUGAGAAACCCCUUUGGAUUCUGGUCUUUGCUUUCUGUUUGAUCCCUUUGUUGGCAACGAUAUGCAUCUUGGCACUGAAGAGGGAAAUGCUGAAGCAGUGGGUUCUGCCUCCUGUUCCUGGGCCAAAGAUAAGAGGAGUUGAUGUUCAGCUUCUUAAGAGUGGCCGAACAGAAGACUUUGCGGUUGCUCUCAUCGGCAACGUGAACUUUCCAAUGAAGAUGGUACCGGUGGACCAGGUGGAGGAGUACCUGCUGGUGUCCGACAGCAAAGAAUGGCUUCUGGCCGAUCCAUACACGUCUGAAAAAAAGAAGGACCCCAUGGUUAUUUCCGCUGGCUUACACUUGGAGUCGGAAAUCCAACGCGGGAAGUCGAGCCCGGGCCAGAAUGCCUGGGAUAAGGCUGGGGACAGGAAGGAUGAGGAGGAGCGCUUUGAAAGCAACGUUUCCCAGUCAGAGAGAAACCUGUUAAACAUGGAGCCGAUGGAGAAACCGGGAUAUCCCAGCGUGGAUCAAGCAGCCUUCACGAACGCCACCCAGCCCCUCGCACACUCCAGCUACGUGGAUAUUCAGCAGCCGGAGAACUCCUGGGAGGCCGGUCCCACGCCGACCGACUACAGCAGGGUGAACGAGGUGAACGGCGAGGCCAUCCUCAUCCUCAACAGCAAAAACGUCUCCGACGGGUCAGACGUUCAGCGGCAGGAGGGGAACGGGGAGGUGAGCGCGCCAGACGACUACAGCAGGGUGAAAGAGGUGAACAGCGACGUGGUUUUCCUGCAGAAACAUGAAUCCGUUGACUCCUGCGGUAAGAGAAAGGAAGACCGCUGCACGGGGUGGACCAGUCAGAAACCGGCGAUGCCUCUUGAGCUCGAGCGCAGCAAAGGACCGUGCUCGGAAAUGAUCGGAAACGGAUACGUAGAUUCCGCUCCGGCUUUUACCGUUCAGUUACCUGUGCAGGUGUGACAGUCGGGUCCGUCGUGAUUUACCGUUGAGUCACAGGACAGAUGACGCAACGAGCUCGUGUUGUUGCUUUCAGCAACAAAUGGGACAAUGUUGGACUGGACGGACUUAUUUAUGGGAUGCACCAGCUGCUCCCCAGAGUGGACUUUAUUUAUCAACCAUAACUGAAGAAGAAAUCAAAUUCCUUUGACAGCCCUCCGGCUUUUCAAGUUUUCACUUUUGUGCUGAAAGUGGUUCAGCUCGGCGUCUGUUAAGUGGAUUUUUUUUUUUUUUUUUAGAAAUAUUCUUUCAUUUCUUUUUGUGGAUGACAUUUUUCCGGUAGUGUGACAUUUACCGGUGGAUUGUUACUCAGUUUCCAUUCACAAUUUCAGACUCGUGCAACAACCCUCCUUCCACCCUCAGCUGCUCCUAAAUGUGGUUCUUUGGAUUUGCUGUCUAGUACAACAGCUAUGCAUCAAGCAAAAGCUUUUAACAAAGCGAGGAGAGCCAGUGCAGCCGCACAAAGAUAUGCAAAUGGACUCCUAACGUUCUUUCAAACACUCUUAGUAACCAACAGAAAUGUCAGACUGCAAGAAUACGUGUUAAUCUAAUUUAAUCAAAAACGAAAUCAAGUCAGAGGACGGAUCUUCACCACCGCAAAAAAAAAAAAAAAAAAAAA
Molecule: messenger RNA, 2523 nt
Organism: Fundulus heteroclitus (mummichog)
Lineage: Eukaryota; Metazoa; Chordata; Actinopteri; Cyprinodontiformes; Fundulidae
Gene: prlrb
Product: prolactin receptor b
Exons: 9
Coding region: 240-1868 (542 amino acids)
Biological process (GO): cytokine-mediated signaling pathway
Cellular component (GO): external side of plasma membrane
Molecular function (GO): cytokine receptor activity; protein binding
Source: RefSeq, a predicted model, not a curated record